Messenger RNA from Oncorhynchus keta (chum salmon), 1976 nucleotides. RefSeq names its product syntaxin 5A (gene stx5a). The transcript has 11 exons. Bases 346 to 1248 code for a protein of 300 amino acids. NCBI's taxonomy places the organism in Eukaryota, Metazoa, Chordata, Actinopteri, Salmoniformes, Salmonidae. Gene Ontology annotation, molecular function: SNARE binding; SNAP receptor activity. Gene Ontology annotation, biological process: intracellular protein transport; vesicle fusion; endoplasmic reticulum to Golgi vesicle-mediated transport. The record is from RefSeq and is a predicted model, not a curated record. Gene Ontology annotation, cellular component: endomembrane system; Golgi membrane; SNARE complex.
CACGUUUAUCGAGGGAACCUAUAUAUAUACACACACAAUUGAUUGAUGUUGUGAUGAGAGAGUUUUCUUUAUUCAAACAAAACAUUCAAGCCACAUCUCUAGGGUAAACUAAAAAGCAGCUGUGAUGGAGUCGGCUCUUUAAAACUAGCUAAGAUACAUUGAGAAUGCCCGUGUGCAUCAUUGGACACGGAUUGACGCCUCGCAGUUAGGAGUUGACAUCAGGAGGUGUAGUGACUGUUUCCACGGAGCACGGACCGGUCUAUAGUACACUACCGAUAUCUUUCAGACGUCAGACCCUUCCUCCUUGGCGUGCCCAGUGCAGGCUGGUGAUAUACAGGCGGCAGGAUGACGUGCAGGGAUCGAACCAACGAGUUCCAGUCCGCCUGCAAAUCCCUACAGAGCCGACAGAAUGGUGUUCAGCACACCAAGCCAGCCCUCAGUGCUCUCAAGCAACGCAGUGACUUCACCCUCAUGGCCAAGAGAAUAGGAAAGGACUUGAGUAAUACAUUUGCUAAACUAGAGAAACUCACUAUAUUGGCUAAAAGAAGAUCUCUAUUUGAUGACAAGGCAGUGGAGAUUGAAGAGUUAACCUACAUCAUCAAGCAGGACAUUAACAGCCUGAACAAGCAGAUUGCCCAGCUGCAGGAUCUGAUUCGUUCACGCGGAGCUCCCAGCGGAAGACACAUCCAGACCCAUUCCAACACCAUUGUCAUCUCCCUGCAGUCCAAACUGGCCUCUAUGUCCAAUGACUUCAAGUCAGUUCUAGAAGUAAGAACGGAGAACCUGAAGCAGCAGAAGAACAGGAGAGAACAGUUCUCUCAGCGUCACGUCUCUUCUCCUCUCCACGCCAACAACUUCAAGAGUUCAGUGUUGAUGCAGGAUGAGUCCAGGAGUAUGGGGGCUGAGGUGGCCAUCAACAUGGACAACCAGUCUAACCCUCUACAGCUCCAGCUCAUUGAUGAGCAGGACUCAUACAUCCAGAGCCGUGCAGACACCAUGCAGAACAUUGAGAGCACCAUCGUAGAGCUGGGCUCUAUCUUUCAGCAGCUGGCUCACAUGCUGAAGGAGCAGGAGGAGACAGUACAGAGGAUUGAUGCUAACGUGGAGGACACUCAGCUCAACGUGGACAUGGCUCACACGGAGAUCCUCAAGUACUUCCAGUCUGUGUCCUCCAACCGCUGGCUCAUGGUCAAGAUCUUCCUCGUCCUCAUCGUGUUCUUCAUCGUCUUUGUGGUCUUCCUCGCCUGAGCAGGGAGAAAUGAUAGAUAAAGAAGUAGAGGUUGAAGAAGAGGGAGAUGGAAAAGUUAAUUGUCUUUUGACAGAUUGCGUCACUCCUAUGAAACGCUAGUCGCUUGACCAAUAGUUCAGACGGAGUCAUGCUAUCUGACAUAAGACAAUGGGAAAGGUUGGGCUGAGACGAGGGGUUGCCACAGCAACAGGACAAUGGGAAAGGUUGGGCUGAGAUGAGGGGUUGCCACAGCAACAGGACAAUGGGACAGGUGGAGUGUUAUUGAACGGUCUGGGACUUGAGGUCCAGCAGCACAAGAAAUGAUAGUCUGCUGCCUAAAGCCUUGGAGAGAGUUUCUGGAGUGACCCUAGCAGAUCUCUUCUGUUCCUACAGACAUUGAUGAAAUACCCCUAAUGAAAAGGAUAUGCUAUCGGAACACGCUUUGUAUAGUAUAAACAGAAUACUUGUCAUUCUGUUCUUUGUUACUUUAGAGAAUAAUUCAUCUUACACAUUUAAUCAAAAAUGACUUAUUUAAUGGUUUGAUUCUGCAAACCUGGUUUUGUUUCUUGGUAGAUUUUCUUUUACCCCUCAUGUUGCUUAUUGUUGAUUGGUUGUAAGACGGGGUGUCAUCAACUUUCUCUCCGACAUGAGGGCCAACACAACAGACUGGAGUUCUUGAAUUGUAAUAAUUUCUUUCGAUUUUUAUUCCUCAUUAUUCCAGUUUUAUUAAAGAGAGACUUGAACAAUU